AUGAGUUUUCCGGGGACUAACCAGCUGACUGGUACUGUUGGAACCCCUGUGGCAGCUUCUCGCAAGCCCGGAUUGGCGAAAGCAGUCCCGGGGUCCAAUCUGGGGGGCGGUGGCAAUGUCGUUGGCGUUAACUAUCGAGUGGGCAAAAAAAUCGGCGAAGGACUGUUUGGAAUUCUUUUCGAGGGUGUAAAUGUUCUCACUCAGACGCCAGUCGCCAUCAAGUUCGAGCCAAGGAAAUGUGAAGCUCCCCAAUUGAGAGAUGAAUAUCGCAGUUAUCGCAUAUUAGCCGGUACUAAAGGCAUUCCCCAAGCAUACUUCUUCGGGCAAGAGGGCGUUCACAAUAUACUCAUUAUCGAUUUAUUGGGCCCCUCACUCGAGGACCUUUUUGGAUGGUGUGAUCGCAAACUUCUGGUGUCAACGGUAGUGUUGGUGGCGAAGCAAAUGAUUCGCCGAGUACAAGCCAUUCAUGAACAUCAUCUUAUUUACCGUGAUAUCAAACCGGACAACUUUUUAAUUGGACGUCCAGGAACACCAGGUGCUAAUCUUGUGUACGUUGUUGACUUUGGCAUGGCUAAACAAUAUCGCAAUCCGAAGACAAAAGUUCACAUUCCUUACCGCGAAAAGAAGGCUCUUAGUGGGACCGCUCGUUAUAUGCUGAUCAACACCCACUUGGGUCGUGAACAACUGCGGCGUGAUGAUUUGGAACUGUUAGGACAUGUGUUCAUGUACUUCUUGAGAGGACAAUUACCUUGGCAAGGGCUUAAGGCUCCUACGAAUAAGCAAAAGUAUGAAAAGAUUGGAUUAAAGAAACAGCUGACGCUGAUCCAGGACUUGUGUAAACAGUACCCGGUGCAGUUUGCUCAGUAUUUAACUUAUGUUCGCAACCUCAAGUUCGAAGAGACUCCUGAUUAUGAUUAUCUUGUUGAACUCAUAGAUAAGGCUGAUGCCGGUCAACUGGGAGAUGAAUCGGAUGAAUUUUACGCCAAAGCUCAUUAUGAUUGGAUGGAUUUGAAUGGGGGCAGGGGCUGGGAUCUUGCACUCAACAAAAAAGCCAAUAUUGAUGGCUAUGAUACACGGCGACAGCGCCGAAUGCCGCUGGGAAAUGCAAAUAACAUCCAUUCUAACUACAAAAUGGCACAACAGCAUUUGCGCCAUCAGCAACAGCAGUUGCACAACCACCAGGUAUCAAAUUCCAAUAAGGGCUACGGUGCUGUGGGCGAACAUACUCAUUCGCACGAAGACGGCGACGUUCAUCUGGAGGAUCUGGAAUAUCAGCGUCCCCGCAAGGGCUGUUUGAGACGGCUCUUCUUUUGCUUUUAG
Messenger RNA from Diutina rugosa, 1320 nucleotides. RefSeq names its product casein kinase. Bases 1 to 1320 code for a protein of 439 amino acids. NCBI's taxonomy places the organism in Eukaryota, Fungi, Ascomycota, Pichiomycetes, Serinales, Debaryomycetaceae. Gene Ontology annotation, biological process: peptidyl-serine phosphorylation; endocytosis; signal transduction. The record is from RefSeq and is a predicted model, not a curated record. Gene Ontology annotation, molecular function: ATP binding; protein serine/threonine kinase activity. The transcript has a single exon. Gene Ontology annotation, cellular component: nucleus; cytoplasm.